This is a messenger RNA of Leptosomus discolor (cuckoo roller), 769 nucleotides long. The record is from RefSeq and is a predicted model, not a curated record. NCBI's taxonomy places the organism in Eukaryota, Metazoa, Chordata, Aves, Leptosomiformes, Leptosomidae.
GGGGACUUUGUAGAUAGAGGUUAUUAUAGUCUUGAGACUUUCACUUACCUUCUUGCACUAAAAGCUAAGUGGCCCGACCGUAUCACGCUGUUACGAGGCAAUCACGAAAGCAGGCAGAUCACACAAGUGUAUGGAUUUUAUGACGAGUGCCAAACCAAGUACGGGAACGCGAACGCCUGGCGGUACUGCACCAAGGUCUUCGACAUGCUGACGAUAGCCGCGUUAAUAGACGAGCAGAUUCUCUGUGUGCACGGUGGCCUCUCCCCAGACAUCAAGACGCUCGAUCAGAUCCGAACCAUCGAACGUAAUCAAGAAAUCCCUCACAAAGGCGCCUUCUGCGACCUCGUCUGGUCCGACCCCGAGGAUGUCGACACGUGGGCGAUCAGCCCGAGGAAGCUGACCGUCCUCUUCUCCUUGCAGUUCGUUCACAUCAACAACCUGAAACUCAUCUGCAGGGCGCACCAGCUCGUCCACGAGGGCUACAAGUUCAUGUUUGAUGAGAAAUUGGUAACGGUAUGGUCUGCUCCCAAUUACUGCUACCGCUGCGGGAAUAUCGCGUCCAUCAUGGUCUUCAAGGAUGUAAAUACGAGGGAACCAAAGCUCUUCCGCGCAGUUCCAGACUCAGAGCGCGUCAUUCCCCCCAGAACAACCACGCCCUAUUUCCUCUGAGGCCCCUCCCGCCUGCUCUCCCCCUCCUCCCUUCUAUUGUCCCUUUACAAUAUACUUUUUAUGGAGCACUUUGCUGCUGAAAUGCUGCCUCUUGCCUUUU